AUGGAAGCCAAAGCCAUUAGAGAAGAGGCCUUGAUGGCCAAAUCGACAGGUCUUGAAGCGUUGAAUCAUGCCAUCGCCGCGGCGGACUUAUACAUGAAGGCUGCACACGAAGCCACCUCACCAGCCGCCCGCUCUCAUUUCAGGAGAAAGUGCGCAGGACUCAUUACUCUCGCAGAACAGCUCAAGUCUUCGCCCAAGACCGCAUCCCCGCCCCUGGCCCAGACAAAAGCCGCAGCCAUCACCUCCGCUUCCAACACUAGCUGCCAUGUGCGCCAUAUUCCAUCCAACGAGAGGACCAUUCUCCUGCGCUCAUCUCGACUACAUGGCAACAUCUUCCCGCCCUGGCAGACUGACCCUGACGAUGACAACUUUUCCCUGUUACAGGGACAAAGUGUCUUCUCAGACCCUGCCGAAUACAACAUGUCGAUUAGACAGGAGUCCAUUUUGGAGGGCUGGCAACGCCCUGUGGACCAAUCAAGGGGGGGUAUCAUGGAUGAAAACUUCAUGGCCUCAGAAAGCGAUUGUGAUCUCGUACAGGAUGUGACGACCGAUUGCUCGGUCGUGGCCAGUCUAUGCGCCGCUAUGAAGAUUCUACAAGGGGGCAGACAAUCAAUACUAAGUUCUAUCAUGUUUCCGUAUAACCACCCAAAGGGGCGACCCAUGAUCUCAAAGAGUGGCAAGUACAUAUUUCGCAUGCACUUUAAUGGCUGCUCUCGACAAGUUGUUGUGGAUGAUCGGCUACCUGUCUCGCGGAACAACCGCACCUUGUUCGUUGUUGAUCGCAAGAAUCCCAAUCUGCUGUGGCCAGCUCUGUUGGAAAAGGCUUACUUGAAGGUACGCGGAGGGUACGAUUUUCCCGGCAGCAACUCAGGCACCGAUUUAUGGGUAAUCACCGGCUGGAUUCCCGAACAGCUGUUCUUGCAGAGCGAAGAUGUAGACCUUGAGGGUGAAUGGGAUCACAUCAAGGAGGCAUACCAUGCCGAGAAUCUGAUCAUGACGCUAGGAACCGGUCGGCUGACGCAGUCUGAAGAAGACGCCUUGGGCCUAGUCGGCGAGCACGACUAUGCUGUGUUGGAAAUCGAUAGCUCGCCUGGGGCCCGCCGCUUGCUGGUCAAGAACCCGUGGUGCGACGGCCUUGUCUGGAAAGGUGUCGGUUCAUCUGGAAUUGUCGAGCAAACGGCGGCCGUGCCAUUGUCAGACCAUUUAGUCUCGAUUGAGCCAAGGUCCUCUGAACAUACCAGGCCCGUCGGGUCCUUCUGGAUAUCGGUGGAAGAUGUCGCGCAGAAUUUUGAAUCCAUGUAUCUCAACUGGAAUCCGGAUAUGUUCACACAUAGGCAGGAUCACCACUUUACGUGGCGCGUGCCUACCAAAAACAUGACGUCCUCUCUUGCCCACAACCCGCAAUACUCGGUCUUAUCACACACGGGACAGACUGUGUGGAUUCUGCUGAGCCGACACUUUGCAGACGAGGAACUCAACAUUGCACGGAAUAAAUCGGCUUCUUUGGCAGCGGUAUCAAGACAACUCGGCUUCACGAGCAUUUUCAUCUUCGAGAGCGAAGGCAAAAAGGUCCAGGUCAGGGAGGGCUUCGUCUACCAAGGCCCAUAUGUCGACUCGCCGCAAACCCUUGCCAAGUUCGAACUUCGCAGGGGCACGCCUUACACAAUUGUCAUGGCCCACCAGGACCUCCCGCUGGAUCACUAUUCGUGUACAUUCACUCUCUUUUCGAAGGCACCCCUCGAGGUCAAGCCAGCCGAGGAAGCAAUGAGCCACUAUCAAGAGUUUUCGAGUACUUGGACCAGGAGAACUGCGGGAGGCAAUGCGUCGUCCAUCACCUACUCGCAAAAUCCGCAAUUCAGCAUUUCCAUUCCUCGAACCACGCCUCUCUUCAUUCUACUCUCGUCGGGAGAUCGAGAGGUAGCAAUUCAUGUCGAUCUGGUGUGGGCACACGGCAAACGAGUGACAUCGAUCGGGGUCAAAGACGUUGUGGCUAGUUCCGGCGACUACCGACGGGGUAACGCGCUCGUACAGGUCCCUUUGGUGGAGCCGGGCACGUACACCAUCGUCUGCUCGACAUGGGAGCCCGGGCAGCUCGCAGACUUUGGCAUGCGCGUAGGGUCUCAGGUAGAAUGCCAGAUAAAGCCCGUACUGAGUGACAGAGCUGGUCUUUUGCGAAAUCUGGCGCCGGCCUUCAUCUUCAGCGAAGGGGAAGAGAAGAGACGGGCGUUGGUCACGGUAUCGCGGCUGUCUCGGGCCCAGGUUGUGGCACGUUGCCCGCCGCAGACGGGACUGAACAGUCAACCCAUUUCUACCACGGCUGUCCGCGUCUCCCUCGUCUACGGCCGAGGGCCACAGGAGUCGGUACUUGCCAUGUCAGGCAGCGGCGAAUUCCGGGAACUCACCACGGCUGUCAGGACACCCGAGUUCGACCUCGAGCCAGACCGUCUCCGACAAGAUCAACUGUGGCUCAUUGUGGAGCGACUCGGGAGUCAGCAGGGAUGUCAGAGCAUCGUGGUGGAAUUCUUGAGCGAUAAUCCGGUCCACGUCAGCGACUGGCAGAUGGCAUACUCAUAG
This is a messenger RNA of Colletotrichum orchidophilum, 2574 nucleotides long. Its product is annotated as PALB protein. The record is from RefSeq and is a predicted model, not a curated record. Lineage: Eukaryota; Fungi; Ascomycota; Sordariomycetes; Glomerellales; Glomerellaceae. Gene Ontology annotation, molecular function: calcium-dependent cysteine-type endopeptidase activity. The coding region runs from base 1 to 2574 and encodes 857 amino acids. The transcript has 5 exons. Gene Ontology annotation, biological process: proteolysis.